Teleopsis dalmanni is the source of this 1609-nucleotide messenger RNA. Its product is annotated as persulfide dioxygenase ETHE1, mitochondrial-like. Gene Ontology annotation, molecular function: sulfur dioxygenase activity. Bases 556 to 1425 code for a protein of 289 amino acids. The transcript has 5 exons. Gene Ontology annotation, biological process: hydrogen sulfide metabolic process; glutathione metabolic process. The record is from RefSeq and is a predicted model, not a curated record. NCBI's taxonomy places the organism in Eukaryota, Metazoa, Arthropoda, Insecta, Diptera, Diopsidae.
GUGCCAGCUGUUCCGUGGAUAAAUGUGCAGAAUAAAUACAAUUUUUAUAAAUCAAAAUUACAAUGAAAUUUUAUGUAUUUUAAAAAGUUUCUGAAAUUAAAACAUUAAAAAGUGAAAGAAACUCAUUCUGUAAAUGCAAAAGUGAUUAAAACAAGUGUUGCAAAUAUUUUUUUAAUAACUUUUAGAAUAUUUUUACAUGGCACGUUUUGGCAAUAAAAACAAAAACAAAAUAUAUUUGUUUUAAGAAAAAACAGCUUUAUGAAUGAAUCAAAGCAAGAAUAAUAAUAUAGAAACAAUAAAAAUUUAAUAACAAAAAAUACUUUGUAGAAACGAAGAAGCAAAACAGAAGUGUAUAAAUAAUUAAAUCAUAAAACAAAACUUAAUAAACUUCGAAGCGUUUUUAUUACAAUACACAAACAAAGUUACUCACUGAGCAAUCAUUUUGAUUAGCCGACAAAAGCAUAGAAAAGCAAUAACAGCUGAAAACACAACAACAACAACAAAUAAUAAGUUUUACUAUCGCCGAAGAUUGUGUAAAGUUAAAAAAGCAAAAAUAUGAAAUUACCAUCGCUCAGUUUGCUUUCAGCAGUUAGGCGUGGAGUAUUGCAAUCGAAUAAAUUUGUAACGUUAAAUCCAACUACUGCGCCACUUUUAAACAAAUAUCGCUUACACCAUUGCAGUGCAGAUUCCAAAAUGUUACCACGCAUUUCUUUUUCAAACGAUUUCUUCUUCCGACAGCUUUUCGAUACGGAAAGUAGCACAUACACUUACCUUUUAGCUGAUCUCAACACACACGAAGCUGUUAUAAUUGAUCCUGUCUUAGAGCAGGCCAAGCGUGAUGCAAAAUUGGUUGAGGAUUUGGGAUUAACACUAAAAUAUGCACUCAAUACACACAUGCAUGCAGACCAUAUAACCGGCAGUGGUUGGCUGAAGAAAUUGCUUCCUGGCUGUCAAUCAGUUAUAUCAGGCAAUAGUGGCGCCAAAGCCGAUAAACAUAUACAAGAAGGUGACACUGUGACCUUUGGACGUCAUACCAUUAACACCUUAGCAACGCCUGGACAUACCAACGGUUGCAUGACUUUUGUAGUGCACGAACAAGGAUGUGUAUUUACCGGUGAUACAUUACUUAUACGUGGUUGUGGACGUACAGAUUUUCAAGAAGGCAACUCAAAAAGCUUGUAUGAGAAUGUACAUGAAAAGAUUUUUACAUUGCCGGAAAACUUCAGAAUUUAUCCAGCACAUGAUUACAAAGGACAAUUAGAGAGUUCUGUUUGGGAAGAGAAACAAUAUAAUCCACGUUUAACAAAGAAUUUAGAGGAAUUUAUACAAAUAAUGGAUAAUUUAAAUCUUCCAUAUCCAAGAAAAAUAGAUGCAUCUUUACCUGCAAAUCGUGAAUGCGGCUUAUAUGAUAUUCCAAAAGAGUAAAAUAGAAGUCUAAGAGGCCUGAAAUUGCUACAAUUUAAGAAAAGAAGUUCUUAAUAACAUUAAGUGAUACUGUACCAGUUUACAAAUUUAAAUAUCAGUUUACAAAUUUAAAUAUAUUUAAAUAUAUAUAUUUUAAAUAACUUGUAUUCAUGUUAAAUGUAAGAGCAAAUGUAUAUGUAUUUUU